Triticum dicoccoides is the source of this 876-nucleotide messenger RNA. RefSeq lists its product as uncharacterized. The record is from RefSeq and is a predicted model, not a curated record. The coding region runs from base 136 to 816 and encodes 226 amino acids. The transcript has 4 exons. Lineage: Eukaryota; Viridiplantae; Streptophyta; Magnoliopsida; Poales; Poaceae.
AUAGACUCGUCCCUCGUCCCGAUGAUUAACUACACUUGUUUCUGUUUCGUGGGGUCUUCCUAAAACGAAACCCUCGUCCCUCCUUCCCCUUCCACUAGAAGACGAACCGUCGAUUUCCGCGGCGUUCGGUUCGCCAUGAAUCGGCUGGCGGCGGCAGAACCGCGCAGGAGCGCCCGACUGCAGUCCAAGCGUGCCCGCGAUGCGUCCCCGCCGGCGGGCCGUUCCGUCAAACUUGUAACUGAUGCGGAAACAUCAGGAGUCAAACCUGCUGGAGAGAGCGAAACAGAGGAAGGCGGUGCAUGUGAUGCCGGAGCAGAGUUUACUGGCCGUCAGCUACUCUUUUUGACACCAGAUGAACGGAUAUCCCGUUGGAGGCGUCUAUACAAGAAGAGAGCCAACAUGUCCUUGGUUUUCUAUCAUAAGAGUCACCCUGAUCGCUACGAGUUUACACACGUGCGCUUGAACGAUGUUUUUGAUUUCAUCGAGGGCUACUUCGCCUAUUUGCACAUGAACUUCAAGGCAAGGAACGUCGCCACAGGGUCAGAGCAAAUCUUCUUUUCCGAGUUGAUGGCAGAAAUGGAUAAUAACGACAAUGCCUCCAAUGGAUAUUAUCGCGUCAGUGCAUGCGACAUUGUUGAUGGUAACUCUGCUGGUGGCCGUAAAAAAGAAGUUGAGUGUAAGUACAUCCCAGGAUAUAAGAAUGACAUGGAAAAUUGCUAUGUAUGUGCUGAGAAAAUCAAGCACCCUGUCGGAAGUACAUACAAAGGAGGCCAUUCCGUUUCGGACUAUGGCGUGGAAGAAAUUUCUACCGAAUGAGCUAUACAAAACUGCGUUGAGUGCCGUAAGAAGAUAUGCGCAUGGCGUCAGAUCGUUUCG